Messenger RNA from Coffea eugenioides, 1994 nucleotides. RefSeq names its product cyprosin-like. The record is from RefSeq and is a predicted model, not a curated record. Bases 139 to 1668 code for a protein of 509 amino acids. NCBI's taxonomy places the organism in Eukaryota, Viridiplantae, Streptophyta, Magnoliopsida, Gentianales, Rubiaceae. The transcript is spliced from 14 exons. Gene Ontology annotation, biological process: proteolysis; lipid metabolic process. Gene Ontology annotation, molecular function: aspartic-type endopeptidase activity.
UUCCUCACUCUAACAUUCCACAAGAAAGCUGAUUAUCCGUUGACUUCACGUACAUUUCUUAUUUGGGAUCAUUUCCCAACUUCCCUCUUCAGAUUUCCCAACCUUUUAUUGCUGUCAAUUAUCUGAUCAAGUGUUUCUAUGGGGACUAAAUGUGGGGCCACUGCAGUUACUUUUGUACUGUUGUUGCUUUUGUCCCCUGCUGUGUUUUCAGCAUCAAAUGAUAAAUUGAUUAGAGUUGCACUGAAGAAAACAAAGUUAGAUCAGAUCAGCCGGUUUUCUGGAAAUGUUGAUCUUACUGAAGGGGGUUUUGCAAGAAUUAAUCGUCGUCGUGGAAAUGUAGUACAGUCGGAUACUGAUAUUAUUGCUUUAAAGAACUACAUGGAUGCACAAUAUUAUGGUGAAAUUGGUGUUGGCACACCUCCUCAGAAGUUCACUGUGAUAUUUGACACUGGAAGUUCUAAUCUAUGGGUGCCCUCUGUGAAGUGUUAUUUUUCGGUUGCAUGUUAUUUCCAUUCAAAGUAUAAGUCAGGCCAUUCAAGUACUUACAAGAAAAAUGGAAAAUCUGCUGAAAUUCAUUAUGGCACUGGAUCCAUCUCUGGGUUUUUUAGCCAGGAUCAUGUCAAGCUCGGCAAUCUUAUUGUAAAGGAUCAGGAUUUCAUAGAGGCAACCAGAGAGCCAGGGAUCACUUUCUUGGCUGCCAAGUUUGAUGGUAUCCUUGGACUAGGAUUUCAAGAGAUAUCAGUUGGGAAUGCUGUUCCCGUCUGGUACAACAUGGUGAAACAGGGUCUUGUUGACCAACCAGUUUUUUCAUUCUGGUUCAAUCGCAAAGCUGAAGAGGAACAAGGGGGUGAAAUUGUUUUUGGUGGGGUUGAUACUAAUCAUUUUAAGGGUGACCAUGCCUACGUUAAUGUAACUCAGAAGGGUUAUUGGCAGUUUAAUAUGGGUGACGUACUGAUUGGUGGUGAAACAACAGGAUUUUGUGCUGAAGGUUGUUCAGCAAUUGCCGACUCUGGAACUUCCUUAUUGGCAGGACCAACAACUGUUAUAACACAAAUUAAUCAUGCCAUUGGAGCUUCUGGAGUUUUAAGCCAAGAGUGCAAGUCUGUGGUUACUGAGUAUGGUAAAACCAUAAUCGAAAUGCUAUUGGCUAAGGCUGAGCCACAGCAAAUCUGCUCGAAAAUUGGAUUGUGCUCGUCUGAUGGUUCUCAUGAUGUCAGUAUGCUUAUUGAAAGCGUGGUGGAGAAUGAGACUGACAGGACAUCUGAUGGUCCACGUGAUAAUAUGUGCACGGCAUGUCAAAUGGCAGUUGUUUGGAUGCAAAAUCAACUGAGACGGAAUCAAACUGAAGAAAAAAUCUUGGACUAUAUUAAUCAGCUUUGUGACCGACUACCUAGUCCUAUGGGGGAGUCUGCUGUUGAUUGCAGUGCUCUUGCUUCAAUGCCCAAAAUUUCUUUCAUUAUUGGCUCUAAAACGUUUGAGCUUUCUCCUGAGCAGUAUAUUCUUCGAGUUGGUGAAGGAGCUGCAGCUCAGUGCAUUAGUGGAUUUACAGCUUUGGAUGUCCUCCCUCCUCGUGGACCUCUAUGGAUUCUGGGUGAUGUUUUCAUGGGUCAAUACCAUACUGUAUUUGACUACGGAAAAAUGAGAGUUGGAUUUGCUGAAGCCGCCUGAACCUCGUUGUUUGGAUCAAGGUGCUAUGUAACCUUAAUCAGCAAUCCUUUCUUUGUUAUGUAUUCACGGGUCGUUACAUGGACUGCUGGCUGUGCUCAUCUCCAUAACAUUAUGUAUAUAUAAAUGCUACAAACAGAAACUUCUAACACUUCAAUGUGGUAUAUCAUAAGCAAGAACAAAUCGCUAAAAAAUAAUUGCCAAUGUGCUACUGUUAAGUUACUUUCGAUCUGCAUUUGUGUCUGCACAUUGUGCUUUCUAGCAGGCAGCUAGGCCUGUGUUCUUUACGGCAGGCUAAAUGGUAUGGUGGAAGAUUGUGUUUCCUCUAA